UCUGUUUAUCGUGGCACCGAUGGCUCUCUCCGGCAUAGCUGUCAGGAGUCAAAUGUCUAAGCUGUGUGAUAGUGACGAGGUAGGAAGAUACAUGUCGCUGUUGGCCAUCAUCCAGGUGUUGUGGCCUUUGGUGGACAGCGCCAUCUUCACCGCCAUCUACACUUCUACUCUCUCCUUCUACCCCUCCUACGAGCACCUCGUCGCUGCCGUCUUUAGCUUUUAUGCAUUGUGCGGAUUCCUUGGGCUGAGGUUGUCCUUGGCCAGUGAGGAACGUCGACCUCCAACACUACCUGAACAAGGAGUAAGCCCAAGUGUUCCUGAAGACAAAGAAGAACACUUAACACAGACAUCCUCCCAGCACAGUGUUUCACCAAACUACCAAGACCACAACAGUUCUCCAGUAGAUUUAAAGUAUGACGGCCAGACUUCCACAUCAGUGAACGAAAAUACACAUCUUUAAGCCAGUGCACAAAUUAUAUCAAUCAAAAUGCCAUCAUCGUCUCUUAAGCUGUGUGAUAAUGACGAGGUAGGAAGAUACAUGUCGCUGUUGGCCAUCCUGGAGGUGUUGUGGCCUUUGAUGGACAGCGCCAUCUUCACCGCCGUUUACACCUCUACUCUCUCCUUCUACCCCUCCUACGAGCACCUUGUCGCUGCUGUCUUUAGCUCAUAUGUUUUCAGCGGAUUCCUUGGGCUGAGGUUGUCCUUGGCCAUUGAGGAAGGUCGACCUCCAACACUACCUGAACAAGGAGUAAGCUCAAGCGUUCCUGAAGACAAAGAAGAACACUAACCACAGACAUCAUCCCAGCACAGUGUUGCACCAAACUACCAAGACCACAACAGUUCUCCAGUAGAUUUAAAGUAUGACGGCCAGAUUUACACAGCCCAAAACCUAUAUGCCCAUGUCUUCACUAUGAUCUGGAACCCUGUACUAUACAUUCUCCAAUAUAUACACUAUAUCCUCUUCAA
This is a messenger RNA of Homarus americanus (American lobster), 966 nucleotides long. RefSeq lists its product as uncharacterized. The record is from RefSeq and is a predicted model, not a curated record. Gene Ontology annotation, cellular component: membrane. The transcript is spliced from 3 exons. NCBI's taxonomy places the organism in Eukaryota, Metazoa, Arthropoda, Malacostraca, Decapoda, Nephropidae. Gene Ontology annotation, molecular function: transmembrane transporter activity. Gene Ontology annotation, biological process: transmembrane transport. The coding region runs from base 20 to 460 and encodes 146 amino acids.